AUGGCUUCAUCAAAUAGACACUGGCCUAGUAUGUUCAAAUCCAAACCCACCUGCAACACUCAUCAUCACCACCAAUGGCAAUCUCACGACUCCAACAAUCUCCUAUCUUCUGCCUGUCACAGAUCUCCUUACACGUCCGGAUGCGAAGAGAGAAGCCCGGAACCGAAGCCAAGGUGGAACCCAAAACCUGAACAAAUCCGAAUCCUUGAAUCCAUUUUCAACUCUGGAAUGGUGAAUCCUCCGAGAGACGAAAUCAGAAAAAUCCGAGCGCAACUUCAAGAAUAUGGACAAGUUGGUGAUGCGAACGUGUUUUACUGGUUCCAAAACAGGAAGUCUAGAAGCAAACACAAGAGCCGACAUCUCCAAAAAACCCAAAACCACCAAUCUUUUCCGGUGUCUGCUGCCACCACAAAGGUGGUCACCACCUCCUCUUCGUCUUCAUCGGAAAAGUCAUCCUCGAAGUCAAUCGAGUUUCUCCUGAACUCCCCCACAGCUUCAGUAAACCAACAACCACAUGCCUACUUUGGCGGUGGAGGGACGGGUUACCACCACCAACACCAUAGUGAAUUCUCGCAAGAACCCUUCUUUUUCACCACAGUUCAACAACCACCACCGCCACAACCACCUAUCACCACCACUUCCAGUUUCACACAAGGGUUUUCUUUCUCGGAGUUGGGAAAUGCGAUUAGUCAAGAUCAUAAUCAUGGAAAUCUUGAUCAAACUGUUGGGAGUAGUUCUGGGAUGAUGCUAACUGAUUUGAUGAUGAUGACUCGCCAAAAUGGUAUCUCAAAGAACACUACUAACAAAGGUGUUGAAGAAGAAAAAAUGGCGAAAAUGUCAACGUACAAUUUCUCUCAACCUUCAGCUCCGGCUUCCAUUGUGACUCCAAAUCAUCCUCCUCCUACUACUACUACUGUUCCAUCCACAGUAAAUGAUAUCCGAGGUGCAGGUUUGGAGGAACCAGGACAUGGGAAAUCAACGGUAUUCAUCAAUGAUGUGGCAUUUGAGGUAGCAUUUGGUCCGUUUAAUGUGAGGGAGGCGUUUGGUGAUGAUGCGGUGUUGAUACACUCUUAUGGACAGCCAGUGGUUACCAACGAGUGGGGGGUAACUCUUCAGUCUCUCCAGCAUGGUGCAUUUUAUUACUUGGUGCGCUCAUUCUCAUAUGAUCAAUCCAGCACCAUAGACUUGAUUUAA
This is a messenger RNA of Lactuca virosa, 1194 nucleotides long. NCBI's taxonomy places the organism in Eukaryota, Viridiplantae, Streptophyta, Magnoliopsida, Asterales, Asteraceae. The record is from the annotation of a GenBank genome assembly.